Papilio xuthus (Asian swallowtail) is the source of this 1202-nucleotide messenger RNA. RefSeq names its product preli-like (gene prel). Bases 310 to 939 code for a protein of 209 amino acids. Gene Ontology annotation, cellular component: mitochondrial intermembrane space. NCBI's taxonomy places the organism in Eukaryota, Metazoa, Arthropoda, Insecta, Lepidoptera, Papilionidae. The record is from RefSeq and is a predicted model, not a curated record. The transcript is spliced from 7 exons.
GUUCAAUCCGUGGACUCUGGAGUUAUCCCAUUAUCUGUCAAUAGUUAUCGAAAUUUUAUCGAAAAAUACUUGAAAUAUGAAUGAUAACAUGCGAUUUACGGUCGAAGUGUUCACCAUACCCUAAAGUUAACUUCGGAAAUUGUUAUUAAAUCUGCAACAAACGUCUGUUGCAGAAAAUUAUAAUAUUCAAAACACUUUCCAGCAUAACUCCGGCAAAAAAGGUUUCUACCAAGUAUGACGCCGUAUUAAAGCUAUCGAUCCCAUAUUCGCCAUCAUUCCAGUUUACAAAUUGUGAGAACAAAGUGAAAAAUGGCUAGAUACUUUGAAAAUACGACAACUUUCAACUUUAGUUGGGACCAAGUUGCGUGCGGGUAUUGGAAAAGGUACCCUAAUCCACAAAGUACACAUGUGUUAUCUGAGGAUACAUGGAGCAGGCAGGUGCGGGAUGGUUGUCUAUAUACAAAACGUGUUCUCACAAAAACCAAUAGAGUGCCAAAGUGGGGAGAAAGGUUUUUCAAUGCCAAAUCAGUAAAGAUUAUUGAAGAGAGUAUAGUUGAUCCUAAGGAGAAAGUUCUAGUCACAUAUACAAGGAAUUUGGGAUAUACAAAAGUCAUGAGUGUGGUGGAGCGCGUGGAGUACCGGUCAGUGGGCGGGCAGACAAUCGCGCACCGCUCGGCCUGGAUCGACUCACAGGUGUUCGGCUUCUCGCGAGCCAUCCGCGCUUUCGGGGUCGACAGGUUCCGCAAGAAUUGCACGCAGAUGGUGAAUGGGUUCAACCAUGUACUGCACGCGAUGUUCCCGCGUGCGAGUGGGGCGGGUGGUGGGGGUGUGGGGGGCGGGGCGCCGGUGCGGGAGGCGCUGCGCGAGAUGCGUGACGCCGCCGCCGCCGCCACAGACAGGGCCAAGCACAACGUCCUCUCCUCUGUCAACACCACAUAACCAGACUAGUACCCUGCAUCACCACUCUGCCUGGACCGGGCUCUCAUAAACAUUCUGCUGUCAAACUGUUGUCAUAGAGCAGACAUCUUCACACCAGUCACAGAGCAGUCCAUAGACAAGAGGCAAAGAUUUUAUACUUUUGUGAUUUAACUGAACUUAAAUUUCAGUGAUAAAUCCUUAUUUUGAACUCUGAAAAUAAAGAGAAAUGUAUAUUACAAAUCAUACCUCGUAAAAUUUAAAUAUAGUUAUAUCAUUUUUAGAAA